UUUAUUUUAAUAUGUAAAUGUUUAUAUGAAAAAGACUUUUUUUAUUACGUACAAAAUGUAUGUGUCACGAAAUAUGUACAUUAAGAUUAUGAUUCAUUGGCAGUAACUUUGAUUAUAUUGCAUAUUACUCUAAUAAGAUGAAAUAAACUUGAAAUUCUCGACAUUUCCAGAAAAAAUCAUAAUACAGCUUUUCUAGAAAAUAAAUUAAUAAAUACGAAAUCAUGGCAAUCAAGUGGAGAUUGUUUACGCUUCUCAUGUGGAAAAAUUUUACUGUCCGCAAAAGACAUUGGAAAGUCAGUUUUCUGGUUGAAAUUUUAAUUCCAGUAUUUCUUUUCACACUAAUUCAAGCAAUCCGAGAUGCCGUUGAUAUUGGUGGAUUAUCUGAUACGGAGAUUCAAUUCAAUGAUACAAUUUUUCCGAUUCAGAGUAGAGAGGAAUUAUUAAAAAUUGCUAAUGACUUGCAUCCCAGUAUUUAUUAUAUUCCGAAAAAUAAUUACACGGAAUAUUUAAUGGACAAGACUCGAAAUUGUUUGGGAUUAUACCGUGAAAGUGUCACCGGAUUUACUUCUGAAGAUGAUUUAAUGAAAGAAUAUACUUUAAAGAAAUUGGAGAGCGGUUAUUCUGCUAAGAUUUUGGCAAUUGUUUUCCAAAAUACGGAACAUUUUAAUUCAUCCUCAAAACAUUUAGAUUAUAUAAUUAGAACCGAUAGCACAUCGUUUAAUGGUGUUAAAAAUUUUCUCAACGAUAAUCCAUUUGUACAAACACAGAUGUGUUUGGACGAAUCAUUUCUAAAUUUGAAGAAACCGAAUUCAAUUUUUAAAAGUAAUAUUUCAAUGCAACAAAUACCGUUUCCGUCACAAAUUUUAAAUAUGCAGCCGAUACAAAAUGUAAUGGGUUCUAUAUAUGCAAUUGUAACGGUUUUUGCAUUUUUAAUUCCCCUCACAAUCGAGGCGACUUAUCCAUCGAAUGAAAAAGCUAUAGGAGUGAAUGUUCUUAUGUCAAUGAACGGCGUCAAGACGUAUCAAAAUUUACGAAGUUGGCUAAUAAGUGGAAUAUUAUUUAGCGUCUUUUACGUGGUACCUCGUUUAGUUUUAUUUAAAAUUUCCUUCUCGUCCCAAUCUUUACCGUAUUUGUACUAUGGAAACAUCUUCUUAGUUGGGAUAAUGUUUUUUGCCCACGUUGCUCAUCUUCUGUCAUUUGGAAUUCACAUUGCAUCUUACUUCUCCAAAUCUAUAUUCAGAUCAUUGGCGAUUCCAAUUUUAUAUUCUGGUUCAAAUUAUUUGCAACUAUUUUUGAUAAAACAAGGGAAUUAUUCUAUUAUUCCUUAUUUGGGAAUAAUUUUUCCAAAUAUGCUUCUAUACAGAUUAUGUGAGGAAAUUCAUUAUUAUGAGGACAAAUUAAUUGGUGUUGGAUGGAAGAAUUUUUUCGUAGUUGGCGAUAAAAAUUAUUCAGAAACCGGAUGUCUGGGCAAUAUCUUGAUAUUUUCGAUUCUUGGCACUAUCAUACAUUUUUCUUUGGCUUUGUACGCUUCCGCAUUAUUUCCAGGAAAAUACGGAGUCCCAAAGCAUCCUCUAUAUUUCUUAAAGUUUUUCAAGUCGAAAAAAGUAUCUUCAGAAGAAGAAUCGUAUGAAAAUUGUAAUAACACGGAAGGAAAACCUUUCGAGGCGGUACCGAAAAAUGUCUACACUCCUGGCAUUCAAAUUCGUAAUUUGAAAAAAUCAUAUUUUACAAAUUGGUUCAGUAGAACGAAAACUGAAGCGCUGCGAGGAAUUUCAAUAGAUUUCUAUAAAGGACAAAUAACAACCCUACUUGGUCACAAUGGCGCUGGAAAAACAACAAUGAUGUCAAUCUUAACAGGAAUAUUGAGUCCUUCAGAUGGAACUGUUCUAAUAAAUGGCAAAAAUAUAAGCGAUGAAUUGGAAGAAAUUGUAACAGACUUGGGUCUCUGUCCUCAAGAAGAUAUUUUAUUUCCCGAUUUCACCGUUUUUGAACAAAUUCAAUUUUUCGGCUUGCUAAAACACAAAAAUAGAACGAGAAGUCAAGUGUCAAAUGAUGUAUACGAUUUAUUGUUAAAAUUAAAAUUAACCGACAAACGAAACGAAAUUCCUGCAAAACUUUCUGGAGGUCAAAAAAGAAGAGUUUGUCUCGGAAUGGCGAUAAUUGGCAAUGCAUCAACUCUAAUACUUGACGAACCCACAUCCGGAAUGGAUCCAGAAACAAGAAGAGAAUCAUGGGACAUUUUAUUGAAAAUGAGAGGAGAAAAAACAAUUUUAAUCAGCACACACAAUAUGGAAGAAGCCGAUGUUCUUGGGGACAGAACAGCAAUAAUAGAACUUGGAACAUUAAAAAGUUAUGGAACGCCACUAUUUUUGAAGAAAUUUUAUGGCGAAGGCAACAUGGAAGUUACAUUAUCAACUGAAGAAACGUGCGAUAUCGAAGAAGUAAAAAAUCAAUUACCGGAGGAAAGUCAGUUAGUUAGUCACGAUAGUGGAAAAAUCGUCUUUAGUAUUCCAUUCACGCAACGAUUACCAAACGAUUUUGACAGAAUUGAAGAAAAUAAAGAUCAACUCGGCAUAACUGGUAUAAGUGUCUCAUUAAUUACAUUGGAGCAAGUUUUUCUUCGGGCAACUAAGGAGGACAGUAGAGAUUCGAAUGACAACGAUUUUAUUUCUGAAGAAAUAAAGAAAAUUAAAGGUUAUCAACUUUUUAUACAAUCCGCCUGUGCUCUCUUUAGAAAAAAAUUCAUCUUCCUCCGGAAGAAUAUAAUGUCUCAUGCUGCAAUGGUGCUAUUACCAAUAUUAGGAUUACUCCUGAUGUCUUCAGCUUUCAAAAAAGUUCAAGAUACAAUUGAAGAGCCAAUAAGAGUCGACAACUAUCUAAAUCCAAUCAUUUUCUAUUACUCCAAUGACUCGAAUUACGAAAAAAUGUAUAAAAAUAUUAUUGAAAGUUACCAUGGAAAAACAGUCGUCACUGCAGAAAAUAAUAUUUCUUUAGCUCUAUUGAAUUUUAGCAGAAAUGAUCUUUCCGUUUAUCAGAAUAAUUUAUUAGCUGCAGCAAAUUUUCAACGAGUUAAAUCGAAAAUGAUUGACGUCACUGCACUGUAUUCAAACAGUAUAUUUGAAAGUGUACCAUUAACAUUAAAUUUGAUAUCCAACACUAUAAUAAAAAUUGUUGCUGGAGAAGAUUAUCAAAUUGAUGUUUCGAGACAAAAACUUCCGAAAGUUUACGAUUUUCAACAAGCUAUGAGAUCAGGAGGAGAAGAAGAUUUCACAAAAGUUAUUAUAUUUAUCAUAGCAUUAUUUCCAGCUCUUGCCUUAUAUGUCAUUCAUCCACUAAAAGAAUUAACAACAGGAAUUAAAGAUCUUCAGAGAAUGACUGGAGUCGCAAGUUAUUUAUAUUGGGGAUCAUUCCUACUCUUUGAUCUUCUACUCUUUUUCCUAACAAUAAUUAUCAUAUUAGUGGGAUUUUAUUUUAUGGACAUCAUUCUCGAUUUGCGGAUCUUUCGUGGAACUGAAAUUGGUAUUAUGUUCCUGUCUUUAACAUUGUUGGGAAUGAGUAUGUUUCCGUUUAUCUACAUAUUCAGUUUUAUGAAGAAAAAAGUCAACACUGUUGUAAAUAUUCUGAUAUACGUAUUUUUAUUAGCAGUGAUAAUUCAAUCAAUUGUAGAGACGCUAAUUAUGGUGUCAUUGGGAUCUCAUCCAAAAAUAAUGGAAAUAUUUACUGCCAUGAAUAACGAAAUUUUUAUGUUGAUACCGUCGGUGAGCUUUUUUUACAGUCAAAUUAAUUUUCUUGAAAUUGCCAGCAAAAAUGCAUUUUGUCGAAAAAUGCCCAAGUAUUUAGAGAAUUUUGACUGCGACGGUGGAAACAAAUGCUGUGAUUUAAAGUGCUCUAAUGGAGUUUGCGAGAAAUCUUUUGGAUAUUUUGAAAACUCUAGUGAUAGAAAUAGUCUUGGAAAAUGUUUCAUCUAUUUAUUCCUCACAUCUGUUUUGUAUUUCAUAAUUCUUGAAUUAUUGGAGCAUAAAGUGAUAUCUUUAAUUAUUCUAAAAUUAAGGAAACAACAAUCUGUCGAUGUACAACAAACUGAUGAUCAAGUAGCAAAUGAAAAGUCUUUAGUUUCUUCUGAAAUUACUCGAAUAGAAAACAAAGUUAAAAAUCCAAACAUGAAUGGAGAAUAUUCCAUUAUAAAUGCAAUUUCUGAAAAUGAAUCCAUUUAUUUGGUUCACGAAUUAAGUAAAUAUUACGGAAAUCUUGCGGCAGUAAAGGAAAUUAGUUUUAGUGUGAAGAAAAAAGAGUGUUUCGGAUUACUUGGAGUUAAUGGUGCUGGAAAAAGUACAACUUUUAGAAUGCUCACAGGAUUAGAAUUUCCAAACAGUGGAACCAUGUUUUUAAAUGAAAAAGAAAUUUCCACCAACAGAAAAGAGUACUUACGUCAGAUGGGAUAUUGUCCUCAAAAUCACGCUUUAAUAGAAUCACUGAAUUCUAAAGAUCAUCUUGAAUUGUUUGCAGCUCUUCGAGGAGUGCCAAAAUCUCAAAUAUCCGCCGAAGUGGAAAAUUGGAUUAAGAAAUUAAAAUUAAAUCUUUGUGCAAACCAGCCGAGUGCUAAUUACAGUGGAGGAAAUAAGCGACGAUUAAAUAUUGCAUUGGCUCUCAUUGGAAAUCCUAAUUUAGUACUAUUGGAUGAACCUACUACAGGAGUUGAUCCUGCUGCUCGAAGAUCCUUGUGGCGUGUGAUUAAAACAUGUCAAUUAAGUGGGCAAUCAAUUAUUCUCACUUCUCACAGCAUGGAGGAAUGUGAAGCACUUUGUAAUCGUCUAGUCAUCAUGGUAAAGGGACAGUUUGUUUGCAUUGGUCCGAGUGAGCAAUUAAAGCAGCGUUUCGGAGCUGGUUUUGAUAUAAGUAUCAAACUUAAUCCAAGUAGAAGCAGUAAAGAUGUCUUAAACGUGAAAAGAGGAAUGGAAGAAGCUUUGGAAUGCGAACUUCGCGAUGAACAUUUGGGAUAUUUAACGUAUCAUGUCACUAAUUCUAAAACGAAGUGGGAAACAAUGUACAACGUUAUGAGAGUUCUAAAAGUUCAGUACACCUUCAUUGAGGACUAUUCCAUAUUGUCAGCGACAUUAGAACAAUUAUUCUUACAAUUUGCAAGGGCUGACUCUCAAAAUAAUUCUUCUUAAUCUUCUUACAAUUUCUUUUUAAUAUAAAUUAAAAAAAUUACUACACCCAUAUUUUCCGCAAAGAGUAUUCAACGUUAAGAAAAAAAAAGUAUUUUUGAUAGAAAAAUAUGUACGAAAAUAUUUCCAAUAAGAGAAGAUACUUCAUUCUAUAUACUAUAACUUUUGAUGCAAUCUAUUUUGCAUUGUGAUGACACAAUGUGAUGACGCUUAUAAAUUUAAUGCCUAAGAGUCUGAUAUUUGUCUUUAACUUUUAACAAGAAAAAUAAUCUCAUUGUUAUCUCUGCUACAUUAAUAGCUAAACUGUUUAAGCUUAAAUAUAUAAUUAUACCCAGAGGAUAAAAAGAAACAAAGAAAAUAAUAAAGAUUCAAAUACAAUAUAAAUACAUUGUAAAAAAAACAAUGACAGUAUGAAAGUAAAUUUUAAUAAUUUACUAAUUUAUUAAUUUCAAUCGCUUCCAUCAGAUUUUAAAACAAAUUCAAAUUCAUUGAAUUUUAAUGCCUUAAAAAUUUUAAUUGAAUUCUCCAGUAUUUCUGUACUUAGUGAUUAUUUAAAUGCCUAACAGUGCCUAUUUUUAAAUUUUAGUAAAAAAAAAAAAUCUCUCUACUCUAAAAUGUAUUUGAUUGUGCAAAUACUUUUUUUUAAUAAGAACUUAUAAUAUUUUUAUACGCAUUA
Leptopilina heterotoma is the source of this 5844-nucleotide messenger RNA. RefSeq names its product phospholipid-transporting ATPase ABCA1-like. Gene Ontology annotation, molecular function: lipid carrier activity; ABC-type transporter activity; ATP binding. The coding region runs from base 222 to 5171 and encodes 1649 amino acids. Gene Ontology annotation, cellular component: membrane; intracellular membrane-bounded organelle. Gene Ontology annotation, biological process: lipid transport; transmembrane transport. The transcript has 24 exons. The record is from RefSeq and is a predicted model, not a curated record. NCBI's taxonomy places the organism in Eukaryota, Metazoa, Arthropoda, Insecta, Hymenoptera, Figitidae.